Messenger RNA from Patella vulgata (common limpet), 3102 nucleotides. RefSeq names its product ADP-ribosylation factor-like protein 15. The coding region runs from base 173 to 814 and encodes 213 amino acids. The record is from RefSeq and is a predicted model, not a curated record. Gene Ontology annotation, molecular function: GTP binding; GTPase activity. Lineage: Eukaryota; Metazoa; Mollusca; Gastropoda; Patellidae. The transcript has 5 exons.
UUAUAUUUAGUGGGAGGAAUCGGGGAUUUUCGACGUGAAUUCCGGUGAAUUCCGGUGAUUGUAAAUGGAUUCCGGUGAAUUCCAGUGAUUAGUCUACCAGGUUUAGGAAGUGUUAUUGAACUAACACAUUUGUAACUGUAAAAGCAAAGAAGAUGUAUUGAAGUCAGACGAUAUGUGUGAAAACAUCAGUCUUAUUUGUGCAGUGUGUCGAAUUGGUAUUUAUUCGUGCUUUAGAAGAAUGUGCUGUAGAGGUCCGACCACUGUUAAACCAAACUUUACUGUACUCUGUCUUGGUUUAACAAAAGCUGGGAAAAGUUCACUACUGGCUCUACUAAGUGGAGAUGAUUUUCAUAAAAUAGAACCAACAAUAGGGUUCAGUAUAAAAGCUCUGCUGUUUGAAGAUUGUAUACUUGAUGUAAAGGAACUUGGAGGUGGAGAAAAUGUUCGUCUAUAUUGGGAUAGAUACUAUGAAGGUACUCACGGUGUUGUAUUUGUUUUAAAUGGAACUGGUACUGAUGAAGAAUUAGAAAUAGUUAAAACAGAGUUUCUUAAAGCAUUAAAUCAUCCACAAUUGGCUUAUCAUCCAUUGUUAGUUCUAGUCAAUUACCAAGAUUUACCUGGAGCAUGUAGUACAGAUGAGAUAAUCAAAUUGUUGGAGUUGGAAAAAGAGACAGAAAAACAAAGAAAAUGGACAAUCCAUGGAUGUUCAGUUAAUGAUAAAUCAAGCCUUGAAUCAGCAUUUGCUCAAUUUAAUACAUUUCUAAUACAAAAGGAGGAAGUGAAAAAUGAUAAGGGAGAAUUUGAUCAGAUCUGAUUACCAACAAUUAAUUUACUCAAAUUAUGUUUAUUUUAUAUACGUGCUUGUAUUAGUAUUAUAAUGGCUGUUUUUAUUUUUAUACGCCCAUAUGGAAAUGUGGUUGUAUAUUGCCGUCGCCCUUGUCCAUCCAUCGUUCACAAUUUCUUAUGAACACUCUACAGACUACAUUUAUCAUCUGAUUGUUUUAAAAUGUAUAUAUGAUUACAUUAUUGAGAUGAAGAAUCCUAUUUAAUUUUCGUCAAUUUCUUCUGGAGCUUUGGUCCUUGUUUCACCUCUUAGAACCUUGUGAUCUGUAUUAACUUUACAUGCAUUAUUUAAAUUAGUUAUGAAGAAACCUAUCGAAUUUCAGCAAUUUCCAUUAAUUACGUUUAGUCUUAUGGCCCUGUAAAUUACUUCCAGAGUUAAGGCCCUUGUUUCAGUUUGUAGAAAAUUGUGAACCCUCAAACGACAAAAGUUAUAAUCUGAUCUUUAUGAUAUUGUAUUGUAAAUGCCCCCCAAUUACCUACAAAAGAAUAAAUAUUCAACAACCCCUGUCGACCGCUCGAACGAUUUAGCUGCUGUAGGCGUAUGUUUCGAUGCGUGGCAACCUAUCUUUUAUCACAGGUAUUAAAAUAGAUUGGGGUUUUUUUUCAUUGGUUUUAUUCUCAAUAUAGAUACAAAUUACAAUACAGGAGAUUCAAAACAAAUCAUUUCACAACAGUAGAUCUUCACCAAAUUUCUAUUCUCUUUGCAUCAUUCCAUACUAUAGAUUUCACAGACUUAUCAAAUAUAUACAAUGAUAUUGUUUUGUGUUAGUCUGAAAUAUUUGACCUCUGAAAUGUUUUUAUGCCAGGAGAGUCUAAAGUUUUUGGCUUUGUCUAUUGGGGGAAAUCUUCCCAUUGAAUCCCCGGGUGUCAUCCCUGCUGUGCAAUUUUUACAAGGAUAUUUUCUUAAUGUUACUACCCGAAUUCAUUACAGGGGUCGACUAAUGUAGAAGGCCCGGUUUAAAGGGUGGGGUGCUGAGCUGCAGCCAACCAAGGGACCCCCAAAUUACUUCUUAAAAAAAAAUCUGGUACCAUAAAUGAAUAUAUCAUUUAUUAUGUUGUAUAUGUUUGUGUCAAAUGAAUCUAUCUACCAUACACUGAUAUUAGUGAUAUACAUUAUACCAUUGUACUGCAGAUGAAAGUUCUGACAUUUAUCUGAGUGAAAAUUUAGUGACAUUCACAGUUCUCUGCAAAGAGACCUGAAUAAAUGAUAUAAGGUAUAAUUAUGUUAGUCCCAAAUUAUAUAUUUGUGUUGUUUGGACCCUUUUUCUCGCUGUGCCUCGUUAUAUUAGUUUUUGUGUAGAUGUUUUGUCUGAAUUCCAAUGUCACUAUUUAGUGUAGUACGACUAUUCUAUUUGGUUUUACAGUUAAAUAUUUAUAUAUUAUAUAGUUAAAUAAAACUGUUAUAAUUGAGUGUAGCCUCCUUUUCCACCAUACAUUACCUCUAAAAGUCUUCAAUAGUAUACACCUUUUUUUUUCGCCCACCCCAACAUUGACAUGGGGUUGUAUAUUGUUUUCAUUUCUGUUGACACUCCAGGGGCUGAAGGUAUCAUCUGAUUGACUUUAAAUUUAUACACAUUGCUUAUCUUCAUGAGACAAAGAAGCUGAUAGUUAUUUUUAUACGCCCCUGAUUGUACAUAAAAUCGCUUUUGUUUUUAGCUUGUUCUCUAUCCAUCUCUUGCAAAAUGUGGGCGUAUCUUACCUGGCAACCGCUGGUUUGGAAGAAGAAACUGAUAAUUACUGUUGAAGUUAUUGCAAUUUAUCACUUUUAAAAGUCGGGUGGCACAGUUAGUGGCUAAUGUUGUUAUCUGAUUAGAAAUUUGUGCAAAGUGUGCAGACUGAUACACUAUGGUACUGUGUUAAAUAGUUCAUUUGAUCAUAUCUUCAAGUCACAUACUGAAAUAUUGAAUAUCCACAUGUCUCUGAAUUUUAUGCAACUUCGUGACUAAGAGAUAUGUCUAAUUUUCAAUAUAUUUUGCUAAUUUUUGUUUAACCUAUUAGGAAGUUCCAAAUAAAUCUAUAAAAUUUACCAUAUAAUUUUAAUCAAAAUAUGUAGCUUUCAUUAAAAUAAGUUUGUUAUUUUCCCUGUUUGUUUUAUUGUUUUAAAAUAGUGUAAAGUAAAUUAUUCCCUUUAUUCAGUCUGUCUAUUUCUUUUCUAGGAGUUGAUUUCAAAGCUGUAAUACUUACCUGCUUCAAAAUCUGUUGCAUGUAAAGUUUAAAUUGUUUAUUUUUGAUUGAAUAAAAUACUAUUUCUUUACCUUA